CAACAUGAUACCUUUUCGUCAAGCGAUCUAACUGUCCAUCACUCCAAUCUACAUUAGCAAAAUUGCUCCCCAAACUAAGAGAUGAAAGCCCGGAUCCCUCUUCGAAGGUUCGCCGGUGUCACGAGCGCUCCUGCAAGGCCUUUCUUUCUCCAACCGCAGACGAUCCCAUGGACAUGUCGAAGGUGUCUCCGGCAAAAACAAAAGCUUAUACAUUCUACAGAUGCGCGCGGAAAUUAUUCGACUGCUGUGUUCAGAACAAAGGCCUCUUCGUCGGGUGGAAGUCAUAAAAAGAGACCUCGGCGCGCGUUGAAAUAUGCUGCGGCGGGAGGCACACUGGGUGCCACAGCGCUUGCGUUUUCGGAUGAUAUAAAGCACGGGUACAAUGCUGCUGAGAGGACUGGAAGGGUUAUUACCGCACUGGCAGUGUGUAUUAACGAUUAUAGGGUAACCCUGAACCAAAACUCAGGCUCCGACGAGGAAAAAGCCGCGAUCCUUAAAGCCUGCCAUAAGCGAUGCGCCGAACGGACACUACGUGUGCUCGAAAAAAAUGGUUCAAUAUUCAUAAAGCUCGGACAACACUUGAGUAGUAUGGGUUAUUUGUUGCCGCUGGAGUGGACGACGACUUUCAUCCCUCUUCAGGACAAAUGUCCCGUUUCCUCGUAUGAAUCCGUUGAAGAGAUGUUCGUCAAAGAUACGGGACACAGGAUAGAUGAGCUAUUCUCUAGCUUUGAGAGGGAACCGAUAGGCGCGGCUUCCCUAGCGCAAGUGCAUAUUGCCGUGCUAAAGGAGAAUGGGCAAAAGGUUGCGGUCAAAGUCCAGCACCCUGCAUUGGCGGAAUGGGUUCCGCUGGAUUUGGCACUUACAAGAUUCACGUUCUCAAUGCUGAAAAAGUUCUUCCCGGAGUAUGACCUCGAGUGGUUAUCAAACGAAAUGGAUAUGUCGCUACCCCAGGAGUUAGAUUUUCGUAUGGAGGCGGAAAAUGCAAGGAGGGCGAGAGAAUACUUUGAGACGAGAACAAAAGCACCUUUAGUCAUCCCAGAAGUUAUGUGGGCAAAGGAACGAAUCCUCGUCAUGGACUUCAUUUCUGGGCAUCGACCCGAUGAUCUCGAGUACCUCGACUCCAAUAAAAUCGAUCGAGAUGAAGUCUCAGCGGCCCUCGCACACAUCUUCAAUGAAAUGAUAUUUGGCGAGGACGCACCUCUCCACUGUGACCCUCAUGGUGGAAACAUUGCUAUCCGCAAAAAUAAUUUACGGCGUAAGCCCAACUUUGAUAUUAUCCUCUAUGACCAUGGGCUCUAUCGUGACAUACCUAGAGAAACCCGAAGAGCCUACGCCAAACUAUGGCUUUCUAUCGUGGAAGCAGACGAGAAAGGAAUGCGAAAGUAUGCACAUGAGGUGGCUGGUAUAACGAAUGAUGAAUUCCCGCUUUUCGCCAGCGCCAUCACAGGCAGAGACUAUAGUGUUGUGGCAAGCAAGGCAAUCGCAUCUUCGAGAUCUGUCGACGAAAAGAAGGUUAUCUCCGACGCCAUGGGCGACGGAAUGCUACAGGACCUGGUCACUUUGCUGGGCAAAGUACCGCGGAUCAUUCUAUUAAUCCUUAAGACAAAUGAUCUAACUCGAUCCCUCGAUGAAAACCUACAUACUCGUCACGGCCCUCUGCGUGCAUUUCUUAUCCUCGCUCGCUAUGCGACAUGUACCGUCUUCGAGGAACAGAUGGAAUCCAUUCGCCAACACGGUAGCAUUUUUUGGCCACGUAACUUCCUGCAAUUUAUCCGUGCAUGGGCGUCAUACCUUCGCGUGGAAAUGAAAUUGGGAAUAUAUGAGCGGUGGCUGUCGGUGAGAGGGAGAUUAGGGCUGGCAAACCAGCUUCUCUAGAUUUAUUAAACCUUUUCUACAUAGAUAACUGCGGCGUCCCCUCGACCCUUUUCGACAUUUCUUUUUCGCUGUUAAACUCUGAUUUUCGUUUAAUAGACAUGCCCCGUUUGCAUAUAUAUUUUACGUGUCUAUUAAUAGAUAUAG
This is a messenger RNA of Coccidioides posadasii C735 delta SOWgp, 2019 nucleotides long. RefSeq lists its product as uncharacterized. The record is from RefSeq and is a predicted model, not a curated record. NCBI's taxonomy places the organism in Eukaryota, Fungi, Ascomycota, Eurotiomycetes, Onygenales, Onygenaceae.